Molecule: messenger RNA, 1380 nt
Organism: Durio zibethinus
Lineage: Eukaryota; Viridiplantae; Streptophyta; Magnoliopsida; Malvales; Malvaceae
Product: protein STRICTOSIDINE SYNTHASE-LIKE 10-like
Cellular component (GO): endomembrane system
Molecular function (GO): hydrolase activity
Source: RefSeq, a predicted model, not a curated record
UAGCCAUCGAGAACUUAUCCCAAAACUUGCAACUAGAAAGCAAAGACAGCAAAUCCAAGAUAUAAGAAAAAGCCAUGAAUACUAAACUGAAACUGACGUUAAGUACAACGUUAGUAGCAUUACUAUCCAUCAUCAUAUCUUUCAACAUCUUGGAUCCACCUGCCAUUCCAGACUCCAACACCCACCUCCACGGUGCUAAAACCAUCCAGCUCCAUUCAGCAUUUGGCCCCGAGAGUCUUGCUUUUGACCCCAACGGAGAUGGCCCAUACACCGGCGUUGCUGAUGGUCGGAUUCUUAAAUGGCAAGGGGAUGCUCUCGGUUGGACUGAUUUUGCCUUCACCUCUUCUCACCGGAAGGACUGUGGUCAGGUGUUCGCACCAGAGAUGGAGCAUAUUUGUGGAAGGCCAUUAGGAUUACGAUUUGAGAAAAAAACUGGGGAUCUUUACAUUGCGGAUGCCUACUUUGGCUUCCAAGUAGUAGGUCCUACUGGAGGUUUGGCCACUCAACUCAUCGCAGAAGUUGAGGACCAACCACUUUACUUCACCAAUGAUUUGGACAUUGAUGAGAUUGAUGAUGUCAUUUACUUCACUGAUACCAGUACAAGCUUCCAAAGAAGGCAAUUCUUGCCAUCAAUCUUAAGUCAAGACAAAACUGGCAGAUUGCUGAAAUACAACAAAUCAAGCAAGGAAGUAAUAGUUUUACUACGAGACCUUGCUUUUGCCAAUGGUGUUGCAUUGAGCAAGGAUCGUUCCUUUGUACUUGUUGCUGAGACCGCCAAUUGUCGGAUUCUAAGGCUAUGGCUUCAUGGUCCUAAUGCUGGAAAUGUUGAUGUUUUUUCAGAGCUUCCUGGAUUUCCAGACAACAUUAGAAGAAAUGUGAAAGGGGAGUUUUGGGUAGCAUUGCAUUCAAAAAGGGGACUAUUUGCUAAGUUGGAUUCGUAUCAGUGGUUUGGAAAAACAUGGUUAAAGCUUCCACUUAGUUUCAAGCAACUGCACUCACUAUUUAUAGGAGGGAAACCCCAUGGCAUUGCUAUAAAGCUGAGUGAAAAUGGUGAAAUAUUGGAAGUUUUGGAAGAUACUGAAGGAAAGACCAUGAGGUUGAUAAGCGAAGUGGAAGAGAAGGAUGGGAAACUGUGGAUUGGAUCAGUAAUGAUGCCUUUUGUUGGCAUUUAUAAUCUCUAACAGAGUUCUCACUUCUUAUUAGUGGUAUGUUGUAUCGUUUGUUUUCUUUUAUAUGUUUUGGACCAUUAAGUAGGAUAAAUGUAAAGUUGACCCGCUGUGGAAGGAUUCUUUUUUAAAGUUCACUCCAUCCUCUAGCAACAUCAAUACUAUUUCCUUGCUGUUUGAAUUAAUCAAUAACUCACAUACCACUUCAUUAUAU